AUGGACCCGAAGACGGCCGGCCAUGUUCACCAAGAUCUUGCCCUGGUCUUCUUAUUCGAGACUAAAUCACAGCGAGAUUACGAACCACGCUUUACUAUAAACCGGAUCGGACGUCAAUUAGUCCGUGACAUACUUGCCAUUGACAGGGAAACUGGCCUCGAAAUGCUUAAUGGCUGGGGGAUACAUAUGAAAGCGAACAUUGAAAGUCCCCAGUAUCACUGGACCCUAGAGGAGUACGAAGCCUACAGACUUGAACAAGGGGCCGCAAGCUGGGCUGUGGAUUCAGUCAGCUGGAGUGCCGGCCUGCACGUCUCCCUAGCAGAGAAAGAAUCGACUCGGUAUUUUAUGAACGACAUUAUGACUGCCUGCUUGCUGGUAAAUGACCUUAUCAGCUUCGAGAAGGAAUUUGAUGAUCAUGCCAAGAAUGGGACCUUACACAAACUACGCAACGCAGUGGCUGUCUUGAUGACCAAUUAUGGCUACUCAGAGAAAGAGGCCCGUGACAUCAUUCGAAAGGAAAGUUUGGCUAUGGAGAAAGCUGGCUUGCUCAAAUACGAAAAUUGGAAAUACAACGGAGCCCCAAAGUCAGAUGAUCUCAGGAAAUUCGUGAUCUUUUCCAUGUUAAUGUGCAGCGGCUCUGCUUACUGGAUGUCUCAUUCUCCUCGUUAUAACCGAAGCAAAUUUUCAAAUACGGUUGAAAUGCGGGCUGGAAUCAUAGGGAAACAUCACGGAGGCCUGAAAGCUCUCAGAGAUCGUCCUAAACCCACAGCUUUGGCCAGUACAGGUUAUCCCAUGAAAUUGAUGAACCCUUUCCAGGCCCCCUUUAUUAAAGCAUCUGCCCAGGUUGGUCCUGUCUUUGCUAUUUGGAAGUAUUCUGUGCUAAAAGUCUAUCAGUUUGUGGAUGCCCCGUACGAGUAUCUGAUAUCAUUACCAGGGAAAAUGAUGCGCGAUAAACUUAUUGAGGGACUUAAUGAGUGGCUAAAGGUGCCAGAUUUGUCUCUGAACAUCAUCAAGGACGUCAUUGGAAUGUUGCACAGCUCAUCUCUGAUGCUUGACGAUAUCGAAGAUGGCUCAUUGCUUCGACGCGGACGUCCUUCAGUACAUGUAUUGUAUGGCCAAAGUCAGACGAUCAACAGCGCCAAUUACAUAUAUGUCAAGUCAGUUGCGAAGAUACUGACCCUAAAGGGUGCCACAUGUUUAGAGAUCUUCAUAGGUGAAGGCUCUUCUCUUCAUCGAUUACGAAACCUGACGAUUCAAUUAGACGAGCUUGAAAACCUACAUUGUGGACAGAGCUUGGACCUCGGCUGGCGUUACUUUGAAAGCUACAUCACCAUGGUCGAUAAUAAGACUGGUGGCCUCUUCCGUCUCAUAGUUCGCCUCAUGCAGGCCGAGUCCACUGUUCAAUCGACACCUGAUCUCCUAAAGCUGGCCACUCUAUUUGGCCGGUAUUACCAGAUUCGCGAUGACUACUACAAUUUAACAUCUGAGGAGUUCGCCGCUAAAAAGGGGUUCUGUGAGGACAUCUCAGAGGGAAAACUAUCUCUUCCAGUAAUUCACAUGCUGAAAAGCUGCUCCUCAUCGAGCCACCUACGGGCUGUUCUGUUCAGCCGCAUCUCCAACGUCGCUGGGGAGAUUUCCUUUGAGCUGAAAAGCUUUGUUUUGGCAGCCAUGAAAAAAGAAGGAAGUCUGGACUAUGUCAAAGAGGUCCUGGAGAAGCUUCACGUUGACAUAAUGGACCUGGUAGAGAAGGUUGAAAGCGAACUCGGCUGGAAUGCCGCGCUGAAGCUUUUGGUUCUUGGAUCAAGUACAUGA
Penicillium cosmopolitanum is the source of this 1812-nucleotide messenger RNA. Its product is annotated as bifunctional terpene synthase/polyprenyl synthetase family protein. The record is from RefSeq and is a predicted model, not a curated record. Gene Ontology annotation, biological process: isoprenoid biosynthetic process. The transcript has 6 exons. NCBI's taxonomy places the organism in Eukaryota, Fungi, Ascomycota, Eurotiomycetes, Eurotiales, Aspergillaceae. Bases 1 to 1812 code for a protein of 603 amino acids. Gene Ontology annotation, molecular function: prenyltransferase activity.